AUGGUCAGACACGGCGUCGCACCCAUCCCGGGACUCACCAACACGUCGACACGGUAUAUGCCCUCCAACGACCAGCUCGUCUCGGGCAUCCACCAGCUCCUCGCCUCGGACCUCUUCCGAGACUCCACCGCGCAGGACCUCAGUCCGUCGGGCCGGUCCCUGCUGGUCACGCUCGAGCGUUCGCUGAAGCACGUGGCCGAGUUCCUCGAGCGCAAGAAUGAGUCGGACCAGAUUCAGGAUUUCAUCUGGUAUCUCUCCAAGUCGAGGCUCUCGGUGGACACCAAGGACCUCGGACGGCGGGCGACGAAAGCAAAGGCCAAGGCGGAUUUGACCGGAGCAUUCCAGAGUCUUCGGACAAUAUCUUCCCUGUUGAUGACCAACUCGGAAUUCAGGGGCCUGCUCUCCGACCUCGGCACCGAAGUCGGGCAAAAGAUUGCCCCUUCAGAAACCGAAGCCAACGCCGUCAAGGACCCCACCGUCGACUCUGCCGCUCCACCCACCACCGACGAUCUAAAAGCCGAAGUCAAGGACGUCACCGACGUCGUCGCCAACGGUGCCGCCAAGAUCGCCAACGAAGCCGGCUCCAGCCUCUCGGAACACGUCUCCGGACCCGAGCGAGACGCCUUCCUCAAGCGUCUCAAAGCCGCGGUGGGCCAACUACGCCAGAAGCCCGACUACACGGAAUCCGUCUCCGUCAUCACCCUCCUGCUCCGCCGCUUGCUCCACGUACCGCGCGCUGGCGAACCUCUGGGGUUCGUCGCCUCGUUUGGCGACAAGGCGCAGUGGGAUGCGCUGCGCGGGGCGUUCGCCAAGGUCAUGGAGCACGCGCAAAACGACCCCGAGUUCGAGCGGCACGCCGACGAGAUCGGGGACCAGGUGCAAAAGAUGCUCACGGAUCCCACCUUUUUCGACGACCCCGACGCGCGGUUUGCUCAGCUGCGCGACGAGUGCCGCGGGUUAACGUUUGAAUCGUCUCUCGGGGACGACCUCGAUGCCCUGCUGGCCAAGGCGAAGGAGGUGCUGUAUUCUAUCCCGUCGGACCCGGACAUCAAGAACCUCGAACACGACUCCAAGAGGAUCAUCGACAUCCUCUCCCCCGGAAAUCAAAAUGUGAACAAAGACCUCGUGACCGACUCCAUCAACGUCAUCGUUCCCGCCCUUAUUCAGGCCGUCCAGUAUAUACCCAUCCCCCGCCUCGAAGUAUCCAGCCCCCACCUCGACCUCCUCCUCGAAAACCUCAUCCUGGAACCGGGCAAGACUAUCAACAACUCAUCGUUCCUCCCCUAUCGCUUCAAGUUUAGCGCGCAAAACGACAUCGAGAUCCGCAAGGGCCGCGUCCGGACGACUUCCAACCUCGACACCUACGUCCGUCUUUCCUUCUCGGGGAUUUCGGUGGCCGCGAGCGACAUUGGAUAUUGGCUCCGCUGCCACUCCGGGCUCCUCCGAUUUACCACUGAGGGUAUUUCAUCGUUUCACAUCGACGAGCAGGGCAUCGACGUCGUCGUCGACUUGCAGAUCAACAAGGACCGCAUCGACGAGCUCGUUAGUCUCCGCCAAGUUCGCGUGCUCAUCCAUCAUUUCGACUACACUCUCGACCAGAGCAAGCUCUCCUUCUUCGCGUGGAUCGUCAAACCUUUCCUCCGACCGCUCAUCCGCAUGGCCAUCGAAGCCACCAUCGCCAUCGCCAUCAAGGAUGCCUGUCUCAAGCUCAACCGCGAACUCCUCUUCGCGAGGGAGAGGCUCCGCGCCACGCGCAUCGCUGCUCCCGAUGACCUGUGGACCUUUAUCCGCGCCGUGGCUGCGCGCUUGACGCCCAGGGCGGACCCCAACAUGUAUUCUCGCGUGGGAAUCGACGCUCCUGGACAGGGCGUGUUCAAGGGAAGGUAUGCGCCGGGCAGCUUGGCCAAGCUGUGGCAUGAGGAGGCGGAGAUGACUACGCAGAGGGUGGACGACUUUAGGCAGGACGGGUGGAGAAACCAAAUAUUUGAUAUCUGA
Molecule: messenger RNA, 1995 nt
Organism: Parascedosporium putredinis
Lineage: Eukaryota; Fungi; Ascomycota; Sordariomycetes; Microascales; Microascaceae
Source: the annotation of a GenBank genome assembly